This is a messenger RNA of Lates calcarifer (barramundi perch), 4216 nucleotides long. RefSeq lists its product as uncharacterized. The record is from RefSeq and is a predicted model, not a curated record. Gene Ontology annotation, cellular component: nucleus. The transcript is spliced from 5 exons. Bases 316 to 2076 code for a protein of 586 amino acids. Lineage: Eukaryota; Metazoa; Chordata; Actinopteri; Centropomidae.
GGAAACUAUUUUGUUUAUCAACGGUCACUUCCUGUUGGUCGGAGCUUUUCUGUGUUUCCAUCUGCUUCGGAGACGUUUCUACAAAAAAUCCUGUCUCGUUUUUUGCCUCCAUCACUUUCUAAUAAUCAGCAAACUUUCGCUAAAACCUCCAGAGGAGUUUUACCGUGAGACAUCUGAGUGGAAGUCCCGGUGUUUGAUCUCGCGGGCUGCGCCGUCAGCCUGUAGCGUUAGCCGCUCUGAACAGCGAUGACCACGGACAGAGUUUUUCUCUCUGCGUAUUUCGACUGUUGACCCAAACCGCAGAUCCCCCCGUUCAUGAUGGCGAGCGAAAACACCGACACCAACGCGGGGAACGGCGAGGAAACCGGUCCUUCAUCCGAGACUAACGAGCAUGACUAUGCUCACGCAGCGGACGGCAACUUUGCUCCCACCGAGGCGUCUUCUUUCUCCGGUACACCGGCGGUUGAUAGUGGAGUCACCGCGCGGGGAAGGUUUACUACACCGGCUGAACAUGGGCAGAGCACGCCGGGACAGUCCACCGCCUCUCUGCCGGUAGAGCUUCCCGAACCGGCCGUCGGUGCUGAGGUGGACUGUCCCGGUGGACAUGAUGUUGACGCGUCGCAGACCGAGGAGGAUCCCCAAAAGGCUGCGGCGUCUGGACUUGCCGUUGCCGCCUCCCCGGCCAUGGGGCGCGGUGGCCGCCGGCGUCCCAAGCGGCCGGAGGACAAGCACUGCUCCGGCUGCAAGUCCGAGUUCGAGCGGCAGGGUCGCAGCUUCAACCGGAGAGCGGUGUUCACGUUCACCACCCCGGAGACCGUGCAGUGGGUCUUCCCGGACACCGUGGUGACCGACAAGUCCUUCCUGUGCGAGACAUGCGCGCAGGUCGUCCGCAGCAAAUGCAAGCGCAAACAGACCGGGAAGCGGCCUCUGUGGCUGAAACCGCCUGUCACUAAACAGUCAGACGGGAGAGACAGGAAGAAGAAAGGCCGCAGGAUGGGGAAGAAGACCCAAGCAGCGCAGCUGGUGAGCAAGUCCUGCUACAAGUCUGCUCUCAAAAUGCUGUGGUCCGCCAAAGGUGCCAGGAAGCCCAUGAUGGAGUUUUGGACUAAACAGCUGAAAGAGGAGAUGAAGGUGCUGUCACGGCAGACAGACAGUCCUUUCCAUCAGAAGGUGUCCAACAGGAAGCCGCUGUCAUCCUUCCCCUGGCGACGAUGUCUGAACUGGGCCCAGGAAAAAGCUCCUCUCGUCACCAACUGCCUCCGCUCGCUGUUCCCCGACAUCAACACCCUCGCCAAGAGCAGCCACGUGCUGUCGGAGGAGCAGGCCCAGACGCUGCUGGAGCGCCGGGCUGUGGUGGCGCUCGCCAUCCCGCUCUUCACCAGGAACAUCUGGAGGAACAACUUCAUGCAGGCUGCUCUGGGGGCCGAGCUCCGCCUGCAGGGCUGCUCUGGCUCCGCCCUCGACGCCCUCAACACCAUGGGACUGUGUCAAAACAAGGACACUGUCCGGUUACUACUGCACAGGCUCCGGAACGGCAAGAAGAAUGCAACGGAGAACGGACGACAGAGCCUGAAACAAGAACAGAUCAAAGGAGAACAGAUGUCCGACAUGGAGGAAGAGGAUAUUGAGGAGGAAGAGACCUUGGAGGAAGUCGAGGUGGAAGUGGAAGAAGAUGACGAGGAGGAGGAGGACGAAGAGGAGGAAGAUGAGGAUGAGGAGGAUGAAAUAGAGAUGACGGUGGAGGAGCAAGAUGUGGAGGAGGAGGUGCUGGACGGAGUGCAGGAAGAAGAACCGGAUCAGGAAGAGGAGGCUCGAGCAGCAGAGGUAAAAGAAGAGAAGAAGAGGAGGAAGAAGAAGGCGAAGAAGCAGAGGAAAGAGGAGAAGAGGAAGGAGAGAGGCAAACGAAAGGCAAAGGAGAGAGGGGAGGCAGAGGAGCAGCAGCAGCAGCAGCAGGAGGAUGAUGAUGAUGAGGAGGAGGAAGGGUCGGAGCAGAAGAAGAGGAGGGUGGUCGUGGUGCGGCUCGGCCUGCUGAAGGGACACUCAGAGGUCGGACGAUCCGACCUAUCAGCUCCCUAAGACUUUAUCAGCUCCACUCACAAACUCAUCAGACCACGCCUUCAAUCAGAGAGCAGGCUCCGCCUUCCUCCCUGUGGGGGGGUGUUGAAAGGCAUUCUGGGAAUCUUAGGAGGUCAGUAUCUGUAGAGGGAAACUGACGAGAGCUUUACUUUGCAUUUUCAUUUGUGUGCUGUCGAAAAAAAAAACGGUUUGAGCCAGAAAAGCCUCUGAAAUACGAAACCACUCCACUGAAACUGAAAUUAACAAUAAAACCACAGUUGAUCGAUCACACAGUUAUCUGUAUCCUUUUUACCCUGAUGAUCACGUCUUUGGUUUGCUAGAUCUCAAAUUUGCUACAAGAAAAACAACCUCCUCUGUUGUUCCGUCAGCCAAAUGUAUGAUGUUAGCAGCUUCCAGAAUAAACGGGUAACUUUUUCUUCAACAAGUCUCGUACCUCUGAUCAUAUUUAAUCGUAAAAUUCUAGGUGGUUUUCUGGACAGAACUGCGUAAUUUCGUACUAACUAUAGAGAGGAUGGUUGAGUGGAGUGCUGUGUUCAGCCGCAGACGAUAGAAAUGGGGCAUUUUGCAAAAAAAGUCAGAAUAAUUUCAAAAAAUUUCAUAAUUCCAUAAGAAAAGAUAAAAUUACAAUUCUACAAAUCGUAACUGGACUGCUCAUACUCACACUUUUCAAGUCAUCUCGCCCACUCAAAGCGCUUUAUAUCACAGUAACUUAAGCACAUGGAUUGGAGGAGCUGGUGAUCGAACCUCUGACCUUCCAGUUAGCGGUCGACCUGCACUACCUCCGACCUCCUCCUUUCUGUGUAAUUGUAAACUCUGAGCAAACACACAAACAUCAACCAACCAGCUGUAAAUACUGGGAGGACAAUUUCUAACAAUAAACAAAUAUUUGCAGGGGUUUAAAUUAAUUUCUAUGCAUUUUAAAUUCUUUAAAGAUGUGUGAACUUCUCCCCUCUCUUUGUAUCAUUUCCUGGUUUCAAAAAUAUUUCCCUAGUUAGUUAAAUUACCUUCUGACCUUUGGCCUUUAGAGGGGAUAAACAUAGGUCUGCUCGUUGAGAACAAUACACGUAGGAGGUACGAGGGCACAAGAUGCCAAGAUGGACGCCUUAAGUCAUCCAGCCACUGAUAAAUCUCUGUAAAUGUUGACAUGUCCGACAGGUUAUGUUACAGGUAAGUGACAUCAGCAGGAGGUUGUUCUGUUCUUAGUGUUUAUCCAGCUGCUGGAUGAUGGAUGUUAUGAGGGAGUGAAAACUGUUGAAAUGUCCUUAAUAAAAGUGAGAUUUUGACGUGAAGUAAAGUUCACAUCAAAGUUCUCUCUCACAUGAACAGAGAGGUUUUUUUUUAUUAUGAACACUGUGGAAGUUUCAGGCUGUUUCUGUUUGCAGCCUGAAGUUAUGUUUUUAUUUUUUUUAAGUUUCAGAGAGUUGAGUGGCUGCACAGCUGAGUAAAGGUCCUUUGAUUUAUCACUUUACUUUUUGUUUGUUUGACUGCUGCAGUGAACACAACAGAACAGCUGCUGAGGCCUUUAUGCUCCUCAAGUCAUGUGGGAUAUAUUAUUUCUGAAUAAGCUUUAGUUCUGUCUCAGAGGACUGGCUGUGUGAUUAGACAAUUUAACCACAGGUGUCAACAGAUGUUUAGGUUUCAGGUGCUUGAAGAUUAUUAAGCACCUGAAAGCACUUGUUGGUUUUCCUAGUCUAUUUACAAGUCACAAAACCAUAAAUUACUGUAACUCCAACAUGACAUGAACGCUGUUUUAAAAACUUUUAAGAUUAAAGACAAUGUAUAAUCUCUGUGGAAACCAUCAAAAAUCAAAAUUAUUUUUUGUCUUUUUCUUGCUAAUUAUUCUGAAAUUAAAGCCUUAACAUGAUCGUUUUCUGUUGUGUUUGCUGCAUAAUUCAUGCUUUGUACGUAUUUUUCUCUCCUGGUGUUGAAGGAAUGUUGGAACUUAAGCUUCUGGAGAUGAUGUAUUAUAGUUUAAUUUCUAAUGAGGGUUCGAUCCUUGAGGAGAUGUUUUUAUUUUAACAUUUUCACAUUGAGGACUGUGACAGAUUUGUUUUCUGACUGUUGGUCUCAGAUCUGAUGUUCAGCCAGUUACUGGUUACUGUAAACGCUUGCCAAUUAAAAAAAAAAGUUUAAGACUUCA